Drosophila ananassae is the source of this 1018-nucleotide messenger RNA. RefSeq lists its product as uncharacterized. NCBI's taxonomy places the organism in Eukaryota, Metazoa, Arthropoda, Insecta, Diptera, Drosophilidae. The record is from RefSeq and is a predicted model, not a curated record. Bases 1 to 966 code for a protein of 321 amino acids. Gene Ontology annotation, cellular component: membrane. The transcript is spliced from 3 exons.
AUGCGCCAACCCUUCCGACGAGCAUCCCUCUACGUCACCCUGCUGCUGAUAACCGAGGCUGUGAUCGGAUUCCUGUUCCUGGUGAUUAGCGCCUACUACCACGUCCUGCUUACCAGCUACCUGGAUGAGAUUGAGACCAGACUCGUCUUAGGCUACGUGUUCGGUUUGUACAUGUACGGUGCCCAGCUUGUGGUGACCUUUCUGGUUAGCAUCUCCAUGUGGCGGCGACUAUGGAGGAGGCGAUGUACGCCAAACGUCCACCUGAUCCUAGCCGUGUGGCUCUUCUACUCCUGCGUUAUCAUAGCCUCCGGAUUCGGUUGUGUUUGGAACCUGUACCGAGGAGUCGACGUACUGGAGAGUGCAGCCGAAACAUCUUUAAUCCGAGGUAUCGACUUGUACUACUCGUUUCCGGAGUGGAAACUGCUCUGGGACGGUUUGCAGUGGCACAAGGAGUGCUGUGGUGUUCAUGACUACAAGGACUGGAUGAAUGCAGAUUGGAUGCCCCGUCAGGAGGAUAACUGUUCGUUGACAAUCCUUGCUCCAUAUGCCUGUUGCAAACGAUCCUGCGAGAGCUGCUACACUAACUAUUCACCUGGAGGAGGGAUUUCCGAAGGCAGGCCAAUCCCUGCCCUCACAGUGGACUCGAUUAACACGAAUGGGUGUCUGCCGGUAUUUAACGGAGCUGUUACGAAUUUUGUCUAUAUUCUUCUAGCUCUGUGGGCUUUAUCCUUGAAGUUUCUAAUAAUGCUUUGCUGCAUCAGCAAGUAUAUUCUUAAUCGGCAGAACCAAGGUGAUGGGUGCGACAAUGUUGGACUUUCAGAUGAUGAUGGACAUCCGCUGGUCGUAGUGAAAUAUCCAUGUAAUGUGCGCUGUGUUACUAUUGGCGAGGACGAUCUGGGAUCAGAUAUCGCUCCCAAUUAUUGCAAUUGCAAUGAGGUGGAUGAAGAUCACUGCGAAGAAUACUAAGCUAUUAAUUGUUUGAUUUCAAUUUAUAUAUUUUAUAUUAAUUUUAACAUUU